GCCUUUGCCAGCGGCGGCAGGCAAGGGCGGGAGUCGCUGUCUGCGGAGGAUUUGGGAGCCCUGGAGCCUCGCGGUCGAUCUGGCAGCAUGUAAACAACUUUUUGCCAAGGUCACCGCUGAAAAGGGGGCCUUAAGGGAGAAGAAUAUCGAGAGUACAUCAAUGCCAGGCGCGUCUGGAAUUACACUCACCGCAGGCAGCAUGACACAUUCAGUGCCAGCAUCUGUGUCCUACUGGAGAAGGUUGGGACUCUCCACGUAGGAGGGUCCUCGGGGCAGCAAGCACCAAGAGCCUCUCCAGAGGGAGAAUGGGGCCAGAUACGAACUCUCUACAAUGAACUUGAUUUUCAGCUUAUGAAGGAAUUUUAAGUAAAACGAUUAUUUAAUUUCCACAUAUUCACGUUCAAAAAGCCUUCUGGGUGAAGUACUAACAGUCACCCUCCUCUACGGGAGUUUUCAGGAUUUUUCUGGCACCAAGGUGAACUCUUCUUGGUACUUCUGGCAAUACAGAUCUGCAGGACAGAUUUAUCUACUGAAUGCUCUGGGGCAGGAAAAGAAAGAAAACCUCUGGAAGCAGUAUAAGUAUAGCAGAGCAGAGACCCCUCCCUCGGUGCUCACUUGCACAGAAACUCAGUCUGGACUUGGAUGUUUUAACUAAAACUUAUCCUCCCGCAUUCACUGUGAAGUCUCUCUAUUCUGGGGAAACCUGGCAUUCUUGGGCUGCUUCCUGUGGCCCUUUUGUACUGUCAUUCUGCCCCCAACCCUUCUAUACAAGCAGUUGAAUGAUGUGAACUUUGGAAUGGAGUAUUUUACUCUCGGAGGACUGACUUCCUUUCAUAGGCUGCUGGUGUUAGAAAGGACCAUCUGAAGGCUGUGAUUUGUGCUUGGGGAGGAGGGCACUGGCCUGGCCUGGAUCCUCCACCAUGUUUCUGUUGCUGCCUUUUGAUAGCCUGAUAGUCAACCUUCUGGGCAUCUCCCUGACAGUCCUCUUCACCCUCCUGCUUGUUUUCAUCAUAGUCCCCGCCAUUUUUGGAGUCUCUUUUGGUAUCCGAAAGCUCUACAUGAAAACUUUGUUAAAAAUCUUUGCGUGGGCUACCUUGAGAAUGGAGAGAGGAGCCAAGGAGAAGAACCACCAACUUUAUAAGCCCUAUACCAACGGAAUCAUUGCUAAAGAUCCUACUUCACUAGAAGAAGAGAUCAAAGAGAUUCGCCGAAGUGGUAGUAGUAAGGCUCUGGAUAAUACUCCAGAGUUUGAGCUCUCUGACAUUUUCUACUUUUGCCGGAAAGGAAUGGAGACCAUUAUGGAUGAUGAGGUGACAAAGAGAUUCUCGGCGGAGGAAUUGGAAUCCUGGAACCUGCUGAGCAGAACCAAUUAUAAUUUCCAGUACAUCAGUCUUCGGCUUACUGUCUUGUGGGGGUUAGGAGUGCUGAUUCGGUAUUGCUUUCUUCUACCACUCAGGAUAGCUCUUGCGUUCACGGGGAUUAGCCUCCUGGUGGUGGGCACAACUGUGGUGGGAUACUUACCGAAUGGGAGGUUUAAGGAGUUCUUGAGUAAACACGUUCACUUGAUGUGUUAUCGGAUCUGUGUGCGAGCCCUAACAGCCAUCAUUACCUAUCAUGACAGAAAAAACAGACCAAGAAAUGGAGGCAUCUGUGUGGCCAAUCAUACAUCUCCUAUUGAUGUGAUCAUUUUGGCCAGUGACGGCUACUAUGCCAUGGUGGGUCAAGUGCACGGGGGACUCAUGGGUGUGAUUCAGAGAGCCAUGGUGAAGUCCUGCCCCCACGUCUGGUUUGAGCGUUCUGAAGUGAAAGAUCGCCACCUGGUGGCUAAGAGACUGACUGAGCAUGUACAAGAUAAAAGCAAGCUACCUAUCCUCAUCUUCCCAGAAGGAACCUGCAUCAAUAAUACAUCAGUGAUGAUGUUCAAAAAGGGAAGCUUUGAAAUUGGAGCCACAGUUUACCCUGUUGCUAUCAAGUAUGACCCUCAGUUUGGUGAUGCCUUCUGGAAUAGCAGCAAAUAUGGAAUGGUGACAUAUCUACUGAGAAUGAUGACCAGCUGGGCUAUUGUCUGCAGUGUUUGGUACCUGCCUCCCAUGACCAGAGAGAAAGAUGAAGAUGCCGUCCAGUUUGCCAAUAGGGUGAAAUCUGCCAUUGCCAGGCAGGGAGGAUUGGUGGACCUGCUGUGGGAUGGUGGACUGAAGAGGGAGAAGGUGAAGGACACGUUCAAAGAGGAGCAGCAGAAGCUGUAUAGCAAGAUGAUUGUUGGGAACCACGAGGACAGGAGCCGUUCCUGAGUCUGUGGCUCACAUUGGCUGAAGCCACCAUGCCUGAAUCCUGACGUGUGAGCCAGCUGGAUUUGUUGCUGCCACCGCUGCACCACCGCCACCGCCCCCACUGCUGCAUCCUUCCAGACCCUGGGGCCCUCUGGGGCUGUUCCAGAUCUCAGGACUCUAGCCGCUUCAGAGCCUUUUGGGGAUCCCUGGGCUCUGGGGCAGCACAGCCUGCCCUUUGCUGUCUGAAGUGAAUGCUGCUGGGUGUUGCUACCCAGGACAAGAUGCCUUCUUGUUCUUUUACAAUAAGUCCAUUGGAGGAAUGCCAUUAAAAUCAGCUCUCCACUCUGUGUGUUGUGCAGGGCUGAGCAGUCGGGGAGAUCGGCCACAUUCCCUGUUAAGACGUUGGGUGUUAGUCUGUAAUUGUUGCCCACAUGUCAGGGACUGUGCUGGGGAAGGUCCACUGGCUCCUGAGGAGAGGCACUGCCAGUGCCUAAAUAUCACCCCCCAGUCUUGGAACUCUGUACACUUGAAAAGAAAAUUGUUGUCUGCAUUCACCAAAACGAAGUUUUAAAUUCUUGUGCUACUGCUUAUGGGAAAUCACCAGAGGGGAUGGAAAGAGACCAGGAAUGGACCACUGACUAGUCUGGUGAGAGCCAGGAGUUAUUUUCUGUUUAAACUCCAGGCUGAGCCUGAAUUUCCUAUAUGACUUGCUCUAUGUUUAAUGUGUGCCUCAUUUCCUCAUCCAUCAUGUGGAUCAGGAGGGGAAGGGUGAUGAUACCUACCUCACAGGGUUGUUGUGGGGAUUCAAGUGUUGAGUGAGGGACAUGUAAUGUGCAGUGUCACAAGUACAGGUUCACGGGAUGUGGCAGGACAAGGUCUGAGCUCAGAGCUGCUGCACAAGGUGUUGGACUUGUUUUUGUGAGUAAUAAAACUGAAUGGUGAAUGAAUUGAGGGACUUUUCCCUUCACUCACCCUCCCCUGCAUGUAGCCCUGAGUAACGUGUUUUUUUGUCAAAGUUACAAUUCUCGUACUUGACUUGUGACCCUGGGACCUCAAGGACCCACUUGGCCUCUGGAUAGGUAUUAUUUUGUUCAGGAGAUAAACAUUUCACAUUGCACAUCUCUGUUAAUUUAGAAUUUCCAGCAUAGACACAGAUUUCUCCGCAGUUGGGAACCACAGGAUUUGAGGGCACCCAUUUGUUGAGCUUGUGGAGAUUGGACAAUGUUGGGGACUGUUUGGAUGUGAGGACCCUGGGAGGCAUGAAAUAUAUACAGCGGGGAAAGGAGGAUCAGAGGUCCUGGAAAGGGUUGGCAGGUGAGGCAGGAUAGGCAAGGAUAUUGGUGCAUCACAUGCUUCUGUACAGCUGAUGGGUAAACUGCAGGUCUCCCGGGCCUACCAGGUCACUUUGCAGUUACUGUAAAGGCACAUCCAAAGCCAAACCAUUCUCGUUGGUUCUUCUGCAGUCCACCAGUUUUAUAUUCCUCUGAAGAGAGCGUUGCCUCAGCCCAUUUAUCCAUCUUCCCAUCCCUCCACCAUCCUCUCCUCCAUUGUGGCACAAUCUUGGCACCUUUCAGGAUUCUGCCCCAGCUGUGGUGUCAUAUUUCCAAGGUUGCCCACUGGUCUGGGAUUUGGGGAUGUGCUGGGAGUAAGAUCAGGCUCCUGAAGUAUGAACUCAUAUCACUCAUGCUUGAGGACCCAGUCCCCUUUGACCCUGUGAUGUCACUCAUCCUUGUCACCUUCCUGUCAUCUCCCACAUGGCCUCCUAUUUCCUCCUACCUGCCUUUUUGCCUAGUCAGUGGAAAACUUUUCUCUCUCAAAUAAAAACCCUGUUAUGACUCUAAGAAGAGCCUCUUAUGAACUGUUUUAUGUAAUGUUCAAGAAUAAAAAGUGACUUUCAGCCUUUA
Marmota flaviventris (yellow-bellied marmot) is the source of this 4174-nucleotide messenger RNA. RefSeq names its product glycerol-3-phosphate acyltransferase 4 (gene Gpat4). The record is from RefSeq and is a predicted model, not a curated record. Gene Ontology annotation, cellular component: endoplasmic reticulum. Gene Ontology annotation, biological process: triglyceride biosynthetic process. Lineage: Eukaryota; Metazoa; Chordata; Mammalia; Rodentia; Sciuridae. Gene Ontology annotation, molecular function: glycerol-3-phosphate O-acyltransferase activity.